Molecule: messenger RNA, 1911 nt
Organism: Solanum tuberosum (potato)
Lineage: Eukaryota; Viridiplantae; Streptophyta; Magnoliopsida; Solanales; Solanaceae
Exons: 4
Coding region: 136-1440 (434 amino acids)
Source: RefSeq, a predicted model, not a curated record
UAUCAUAAUCUUGAGGUCCUUUUUCGUCUUUUCACACUUCCAUCACCUUCAUUUCCAUCACCAUUUUCACUCUCACUCUAAAACACUCUGCUUCGGCAACUUCACACUCUCACACACACUUUCUCUCUCUAAAAAAUGGGUUCUCGAACCGGGUCACACCAGCUAAGCAAUGGGUUGAUAGUCUCGGGUCGACCCGAACAGCUCAAGGAACGUCAGCCCACAAUGGGUUCCCGUGCAGUGCCGUACACCGGCGGUGAUAUCAAGAAGUCCGGUGAGCUUGGGAAAAUGUACGGUGUUGGGGACUACCCGGGCCCACCACCAAUUUUGAAACCUUCGUCAAGGGGAUCAUCUGCUUCACAGCAUAACAGUGGAUCCGUGAGAUCCGGUCCGAAUUCCGGUCCGGUUGGGCAUAAACUCACUAACUCCGGUUCUAUGCCGAAGAAAUCAUCUGGGUCUUUCUCCGGUCAGCUUAUGACUCCGAUUCAACCUACUGGUCUGAUUACUUCCGGUCCGUUGAGUUCAAACACUGGUCGGCGGUCGGGUCAGCUUGAACCGGCUGCUUCGUUUAAGAAAGUUGUGUAUGGUUCGUCGGUGACGAGCUUAAAUGAUGAGAUAAAGCUGGGUUUUAAAGUUUCAAAAGUGGCAAUGUGGGUGUUUCUGGUGGUCGUGUUGAUGGGUUUAGUAGUGGGUGCUUUUCUGAUGGUGGCGGUGAAAAAGGCGGUAAUUCUUGUUGCAGUAGCUGGAGUUUUAGCUCCAUUGGUGGUGAUUUUACUGUGGAAUUUUGCGUAUAAAGAACGAGGAUUGUUGGGUUAUCUGAAGAGAUAUCCUGAUGCUGAGCUUAGAGGUGCCAUUGAUGGACAAUUUGUCAAGGUCACUGGGGUUGUCACUUGUGGAAGUAUCCCACUUGAAACUUCUUUUCAGCGGACAGCAAGAUGUGUAUAUGCUUCAACAGAACUGGACGAGUACAAAGGUUGGGGUGGAAAAUCAGCAAAUCCUAGCCACCGUUGCUUCUCAUGGGGACGCAGGCAUUCAGAGAAACAUGUGGCUGAUUUCUACAUCUCGGACUUCCAGUCUGGAUUAAGAGCUAUAGUGAAGGCAGGUUACGGAGCAAAAGUUGUCCCAUUUGUCAAGCCAACUACAGUCAUUGAUGUAACAAAGAAUAACAAAGAGUUGUCUCCCAACUUCCUGCGCUGGCUUGCUGAUCGGAGCCUCUCAAGUGAUGACCGCAUAAUGCGCCUCAAAGAAGGUUACAUCAAAGAAGGAAGCACCGUAAGUGUAAUGGGGCUUGUAAGGCGCCAUGAGAACGUCCUAAUGAUUGUUCCACCAGUAGACCCUGUUUCAACAGGUUGUCAAUGGACCCGUUGUCUUCUCCCUACUUACAUCGAAGGUCUCAUCUUGACAUGUGACGACAGUCAAAAUGCUGAUGUGAUCCCUGUAUAAGUUUGCUCAUAUAGUUUCAAUUUUGAUUUCUGAUAAGUCAUGGCGAAAGAUUUGAGCAGAUGACAACGCGAGGACAGCAUAGCCUCGGUUAUGCCCCUGAUAAUCCCCCAUAGGGAACCUGAGCAGAGAAACACUGAAGAUUGUAGAUGUCUAAAGUUUAUCUUCCCAAGUUUUAGCUGAUAUCCGGAAGGAUGAGGAGGAUAAAAGCGUGCUAUAUCUUAAGCAGCUACGCGUGUUGUAUUGUGCUAAUCUCUAUCUGGUGUGAUUUCAGCUACUUACUUUAUUAUGUAUAUAAAACGAUCAAGGUGUUUAUAUAUGUUCAUAUCUUUGUCCAGCUUUCAUUUCAUAUGCACAUUUGCCUGUGGGAUUCUCUGUAGAAUAAGUAGUUUCCAUAUCAGUGUAAUGAUUCAGCUUCUCUUAUAAUUGUAUAAGUAAUACUAUUACUAUUUCAUUAAUUCCUAAUAUCUACUA